Glycine soja is the source of this 3192-nucleotide messenger RNA. Its product is annotated as endonuclease MutS2. The transcript is spliced from 22 exons. Gene Ontology annotation, biological process: mismatch repair; negative regulation of DNA recombination. The coding region runs from base 134 to 2512 and encodes 792 amino acids. Lineage: Eukaryota; Viridiplantae; Streptophyta; Magnoliopsida; Fabales; Fabaceae. Gene Ontology annotation, molecular function: endonuclease activity; ATP hydrolysis activity; ATP binding. The record is from RefSeq and is a predicted model, not a curated record.
CCAACCAACCACUGUUGUUGUAAUCCACGAAGCUCCAACUGUUGUGUUGCUUCCUCUGCUCCUCGUGUCAGCAACAACAACACCGUGCAAUCUUCAGAACCCAAUUGCCAGAAGAGUUACCCAUAACAUAAAAAUGCUAUCUUUCGCCAUAACCACUCAUGCUUUCCCCGUUAUUGCCAUUAACAAAUGGAAGCAGAGACAUAUGCAAAGGCAAAUGCAAAGGGUGUCACUUUCAGCUUCCAUUCACCAUGACAGCUUGAGAGUGCUCGAAUGGGACAAGCUUUGCGACUUGGUCGCUUCCUUCGCCACCACUUCCUUGGGCCGUCAAGCCCUCAAGGAUCAGCUAUGGUCUCUUAAUCAAACUUUUGAGGAAAGUCUUAAACUUCUCGAGGAAACCAAUGCUGCCGUUGAAAUGAACAAGCAUGGCACUCUCAGAUUGCACUUGGGGCACCUUGAUGCUAUGCUGGUCAAAACCGCCAUUCAACAUGCCCGGAGAAGUAUACCAGUGAGUGGUUAUGAGGCACGGGCCAUUGUGGCUCUUCUGCAGUGUGCUGAGAUCGUGCAGGGUGAUCUCAAGGCUGUAAUUAAGGAAGACAAAGAUUGGCAUAAUCGUUUCAUGCCUCUUACAGAAGUGAUAAUGGAGUUUGUCAUCAAUAGAUCUUUAAUUAAAGCGAUAGAGCAAGUGGUUGAUGAAGAUGGCUCUAUUAAGGACUCUGCGAGUCCAGCCCUUAAGCAGGCACGGCAACAAGUUCAAGUGAUUGAGAGAAAGGUACAACAGUUAAUAGAGAGCAUAAUCAGGAAUGAAAAGAGUGAAACAUCAACCCUUGAAGUGAAUAACAUUGAUGGCAGGUGGUGUGUAAGAGUAGAUUCUGGACAGAAGACCAGUUUUAAGGGUCUAUUGUUGUCCAGUGGAUCCGGAGUUGGAAGUACUAUAGAGCCACUUUCUGCUGUUCCUUUAAAUGAUGAGUUGCAGCGAGCAAGAAGUUUGGUGGUAAAGGCUGAAGCAGAUGUGCUUUUGGCAUUAACCAAAAAGAUGCAGCUGGACCUUGAUGAUAUUGAGAAGACAUUGAACAGUUUGGUUGAACUAGAUGUGAUCAAUGCUCGUGCUACUUAUGGUCUGUCAUUUGGAGGGUCAAGUCCUCAUAUAUUUCUGCCAGAUAGGAGUAGCUCUUCUACUGCAGAAGCAUUCUUACCAAGGAGCGAAAAUCUCUAUGGACCAUUACCCAGCAAAAGGGAAUGGACGCUAUAUCUUCUAAAAGCUUAUCAUCCUUUAUUGCUCCAGAGACAUAAGGAGAAAUUGCGGAAGGCCAAAAAGAAUGUCAAUCUUGCUACUUCAGAUGCUGCACUGGACAAUGCUCCGCCAGUACCUGUUGAUUUUUUGGUAUCUCAGAAAACUCGUGUUAUAGUUAUAACUGGCCCUAAUACUGGUGGUAAAACCAUAUGUUUGAAGACCGUAGGAUUGGCUGCUAUGAUGGCAAAAUCAGGUCUCUAUGUUCUUGCUUCUGAAUCUGCGCAAAUUCCUUGGUUUGAUUCUGUUUUUGCUGACAUUGGUGAUGAGCAGUCCUUAUCACAAUCUUUGUCUACGUUCUCUGGCCACUUGAAGCAGAUAAGUAAUAUUAAAUCACAGUCAACAAGCCAGUCGCUAGUGCUACUAGAUGAGGUUGGUGCAGGAACAAACCCCCUUGAAGGAGCAGCACUAGGAAUGGCAUUAUUGGAAUCUUUUGCACAAGACAGUUGUUUGUUGACUAUGGCUACAACUCAUCAUGGUGAAUUGAAAACACUAAAAUACAGUGAUGAGGCCUUUGAAAAUGCAUGUAUGGAGUUUGAUGAAGUGAAUUUGAAGCCAACAUACAAGGUUCUUUGGGGUGUACCAGGCCGCUCAAAUGCAAUAAAUAUAGCCGAGAGGUUGGGACUACCAUCUGUUGUUGUAGAUACUGCUCGUAUGUUAUAUGGUUCUGCUAGUGCAGAGAUAGAUGAGGUUAUAACUGAUAUGGAAAGGUUAAAACAAGAAUACCAAGAACUAUUGGAUGAAGCACGUCAUUAUCUGAGGCACUCCAGAGGACUUUACAAUAGUCUAUUGAACACCAGAAGGAAGAUCAUAGAAUAUAGUACUAAUCUAAGAUUUAAGAAGAUGAGAGAUGUGUCCGAGGCUGCAGCGAUGGCAAGAUCCAUCCUUCACAAGAAAGUGAGGGAAUUGGAUGCAUCAGCUAAGCUACCUUCACAGAAUAAUAAAACCAUUAGCAGCUCUAAUUUAUCAGCAACCAACAAAAGCCAAACUGUUGCAGAGAACAAAGAACCCACUAUUGCUGAUAAAAGUGCAUCUUCUGUUAAAGUUUUUAAUCGAUCAAGAUCAGAUAAAUCUGGGCCUCCCAAGGUUGGUGAUAUGGUACAUGUCUCUUCCCUCGGGAAACAGGUGACUGUUUUAAAAGUGGAUUCAUCCAAAGGAGAAAUUGUAGUUCAAGCUGGAAACAUGAAGUUGAAGCUGAAACUAACUGACAUUCAAAGAUCAUAGAAGCGGGGGAAUCAUGGCCAUGGUUAGAAAUGUGAAAAAUGUGCAUUGAAACUGCUAUCAUAUGAUAAUGACGUAAGAUAAAGCAAAGGUGGGGGGCACUUUCAGCUUCAGAAACUAAAGUUCCUAGAUUUCUCCGGAUGUGUCAAGAACUACAGUUUUGCAAUGUCAUCAGCAAUACAAAUAGUUGGCGUGCUAGUUGUGCAAGAAUAAAUUAAAACUGCCAAAAAAAAGAAGAAGAAAACAAGCCAUUCAGUUAAAGAAAGUUAUGGGCAAGUGGUGGUGCUUGCUUAGUGGAAAGAACAAUGACAGGCCUUUUGACACUGUUGGAGGUGAAUGGACUGCACCCUCUUCAAGAAUAUACUAACGGAUUCCUAUGAUGUCCUAGGAUUCCUUUAAUUAAGAAAACACCUUCCACCCCCUAAAAAUCAAUUAAUGAAAAGGGAGCUUAGUGUGACGUAGAAAGACUAUGACACUGAGUGUGGUAAAAGACAAUACAACUAGUUUUUUGUAUAAAACUUGUUUACUUUUUUUUUUUUUCCUAACACUUUUGUAUAGUGUGUUUGGUCGUGCAUAAAAAAUGUAUGAGACAUACAUCUAGUGUGUUUGGUGUAGCAUUCACUUGUUACGUUUUCACAUUAAUCUUCCACAUCAAAGCAAAGGCUACUCUUUGUGACUUUUCA